GGCGGCGGCAACUCUGCUCUAAUUGGUUGAACUUGGGUGCUCGCGGAGCCGAAUGAGAAGCGCUAGGCUCCCAGCAGUGAUCUGGGUGUGGGUUCGGGCUUGAGAAGGUUUUGUGUUUGGGGUUUGCUCGCCCUCCCUUUUUUUGAAGACCGGAGGCCGGCCGCCAGGUGUGGGCGAUUUGAAACCUGAGGUUGAGUUCCUGUUUUCCGUUCUGCCUGCGGGAACCUUUGGGGAAGCGUGGAAGGAAAGGAAGGGCGUGCGCUUGGUGACCGGCCCCUUCCUCUGCUUGGUCGCGGAGUCCCACCCUGCCGUGCUGUGUGGAAUGGUUUUCGGCUCUUCUGGCCGCAGUUUGGUUUGUUAGAAGUGGAAACUGAUGCAUUGAGGGUGGAAAAAAGGUCUUUCCCCUAUCCGUUCUCCAAGGACGCUAAAGAAGUUGCAGAUUUGUCUAGUUUCUAGACACGUGUACUGGAAUGUUCAGCGGAAAAUGGCUUAAAUGUUGGAGAAGAGAGCAGGAACUCCUAGCAUUUUAAGGGAUUUGUGUAUAUUUCCUAAACUGACUUUUGACCACCAUCCAACACCGGCAACUUGGGAUUCGUAAGCGUCUCUCGCCAUCCUGCUGCGGUUCCAACAUGUUCUCCUGUUGGUUAAGUCGGCUGUGCAGGGGUUUAUCCACACCCACCGGAAGGGUCACCCACCUGAUCCAGGGCUCUCUCUCCAGAAGGCUGAUGCUCAGUUCACAGAGAAUUCCAGGUUGAAAGCAGUGAAGAGCUCUGUCCUCUAAACAGUACUUCCUGUUCUCUACGGCUGGAGUGCUCUUACUCUGUUUUCCUGUAGACUUAACUGGAUAUCCUUAUGUGUAGAGACAGAUCACUCACUCCUUCCUGUCUUAUAAUGUAGAUUUUCCCCUGGAGUUAAAAACAAAACAAACAAAGCAGAAAAGUAACCACAUGAAUUCUGCUUUUAGCUGAUGGUACUAAUAAAAAGGAUUCUUAAAAAAUUCUUUAAUAUUUGAGAAUAUCUUGAAUAGUGUUUUCUAGUGUACAAGUGACUGGUGUCACUGUAGAUUCAUACUAAAGCCAUUUACCGUACCAUCAAACUAAUGUAAUUCCUAAGGUCCGAUUUGGGGAAAAUGUGUGCUAUUAAGAGUAGGGUUAAUUUUAGGUCUUAACGCAAAUGCUAUCUGAUCAAAUUUAGAUUUCCUAAGACAGGGCAAAAUUUACAUUAAGACCAUUAAUUCACUUGGCUUUUGACACAGUUGCAGGUAAAUCGAAUAGUGAUUGAAUCAAAUUACAGACUUCCAACUUACUUUGUAAGUUUAAUUCAUUGACAUGUAAUACCUAAAAUGAAAUAAUUUAGGAGUCUUUACUGUUAAGCAGUUCACAAAUGAUCUAUUUUUAAUCUUUUCUGCUUUAAAGAAUUGAGUAGCUUUGUUGCUCGGACCAACACGUGCGGAGAAUUGCGUUCUUCUCACUUAGGCCAGGAAGUCACCUUGUGUGGAUGGAUUCAGUACCGAAGUCCGCUGCUUCUGUGAAGAAGAUUUUAUGUGAAGCCCCAAUGGAGUCUGUGGUGCAAGUAUCCGGGACGGUAAUUUCCCGACCUCCAGGACAAGAGAAUCCAAAAAUGCCAACAGGUGAGAUUGAAAUCAAAGUUAAAUCAGCUCAACUUCUGAAUACCUGCAAGAAGCUGCCCUUCGAAAUUAAGGACUUCGUGAAGAAAACAGAGGCUCUUCGUUUGCAGUAUCGCUACUUAGACUUGCGCAGUUUCCAAAUGCAGUACAACCUGCGACUGAGGUCCCGGAUGGUCAUGAAAAUGCGGGAAUAUCUCUGUAAUCUACAUGGGUUUGUGGAUAUAGAAACACCAACAUUGUUUAAGAGGACUCCAGGGGGUGCAAAAGAGUUUGUAAUACCAUCCAGGGAACCUGGAAAGUUUUAUUGUCUCCCUCAGAGUCCUCAACAGUUUAAGCAGCUUCUGAUGGUUGGUGGUUUAGACAGAUAUUUUCAGGUUGCCCGAUGUUAUCGAGAUGAAGGUUCGAGACCAGACCGACAGCCCGAGUUUACUCAGAUUGACAUAGAGAUGUCUUUUGUAGACCAGAUUGGAAUCCGGAGUCUAAUUGAGGGCUUGCUCCAGUAUUCCUGGCCCAGUGAUAAAGAUCCUGUGGUGGUUCCUUUUCCUUCUAUGACUUUUGCUGAGGCAUUGGCCAGCUAUGGAACUGAUAAACCCGACACUCGCUUUGGGAUGAAGAUUGUAGAUAUUAGUGAUGUGUUCAGAAACACAAAGGUUGGAUUUCUUCAAGAUGCACUUAGUAAACCCCAAGGAACGGUCAAGGCCAUAUGUAUCUCUGAAGGAGCAAAAUACUUAAAAAGGAAGGACAUUGAGUCUCUUAGAAAAUUGGCAGCUGACCAUUUUAAUCAGGAAGUCUUACCUGUAUUCCCAAAAGCCAAUAGAAACUGGAAUUCUCCAGUUGCUAAGUCCAUAAUGGAGGAGCAAAGAUCAGAACUAAUCAGACUGAUGGAGAUCCAAGAGGACGGUGUGGUCCUGCUCACGGCCGGAGAGCACAGGAAAGCAUGCUCUGUUUUGGGAAAACUACGACUGGAAUGUGCUGACCUUCUAGAAGCAAGAGGAUUGGUGCUCCGUGACCCAGCUCUGUUCUCUUUCCUUUGGGUUGUGGAUUUCCCACUCUUCCUCCCCAAGGAGGAAAAUCCUGGCGAGCUGGAGUCAGCCCACCACCCAUUUACUGCUCCCCACCCCAGCGACAUCCACCUCUUACACACUGAACCCAAACAGGUCCGUAGCCAACACUAUGACUUGGUUUUAAAUGGCAAUGAGAUAGGAGGUGGUUCUAUCCGAAUACAUGACGCAGAGCUCCAGCGUUACAUUCUGGCAACACUGCUAAAGGAAGAUGUGAAAUUGCUCUCCCACCUACUCCAGGCUUUAGAUUUUGGGGCGCCCCCUCAUGGAGGAAUUGCCUUAGGUUUGGACAGACUGAUAUGCCUUGUCACUGGAGCACCAAGCAUCAGAGAUGUCAUAGCCUUCCCCAAAUCCUUCCGGGGGCAUGACCUCAUGAGCAAUGCCCCAGAUUCUCUCCCUCCUGAGGAACUGAAGCCCUAUCAUAUCCAGGUCUCCUGGCCAGCAGACUCAGAAGCAGAAAAGAGUUCAUUGAAUCAGCCAUAUCAUCCAGAAAGCUGAGCUUUUCAGCUUUGUCCUCUUUGCUUCCCCAAGGCUGAAAUCAGAUGUGGAGUUCUGCCACAGGUCUGAUAAGUGGGUCUUUAGGUGGAAGGAACCCAGACAACAUUCUUUACCACAGUAAAGAAACAGAAGGUAUCCAAUUUUUACUUGAUAACAUGCAUUAUUAGGAUUUUUUUGUUUGGGACUUCUUUUGUAGUUUCUGACUUGGUCAGGUGUAAAGAUGGCCCUUUCUUGGAGAAUUGAACAGCUUAGUGUUUCUUAAUCAUGUUUUUCAUACCUGGAUAGUUAGUUGUCCACUGAAGACAAAGAUAAUCAGACCAUGUGAAACGUGGGGAAAUGCUUGCCCCUUUAGUCCCUUGAUGGAGGGGUCAGUUCAACCAGCCUUAUCAAGAGAAUCCUGUAAAUUAAGCUAGAUAGUGACAUGUUGACUCUCAGCAUAAUAUAGUGAGAAGCAGCAUGAUACAAUGCAAAAAAAAAAAUCACUGAAAUGGAAAUCACAGAAUCUUAAUGUUUCACCUUGAAGAAGUUACAGAAACAUCACUUAGCCUCCUUUCCUGCUUGUAUGAAAUGGGAACACUACUUGCCCUGGCUCCCUCACAAGGCUCUUCUUGCCAGAACCAGAGGAGAGGAUGUACGUGGAGGUAUUGUGAGUGAAAAUGCUUUGAAAAACUAUGAAGCAUUACACAAAUGUAAGAAAA
Messenger RNA from Acinonyx jubatus (cheetah), 3884 nucleotides. RefSeq names its product aspartyl-tRNA synthetase 2, mitochondrial (gene DARS2). Gene Ontology annotation, biological process: aspartyl-tRNA aminoacylation. Lineage: Eukaryota; Metazoa; Chordata; Mammalia; Carnivora; Felidae. Gene Ontology annotation, molecular function: aspartate-tRNA ligase activity; nucleic acid binding; ATP binding. The transcript has 15 exons. The record is from RefSeq and is a predicted model, not a curated record. Bases 1498 to 3186 code for a protein of 562 amino acids. Gene Ontology annotation, cellular component: cytoplasm; mitochondrion.